Rattus norvegicus (Norway rat) is the source of this 897-nucleotide messenger RNA. The record is from RefSeq and is a predicted model, not a curated record. Lineage: Eukaryota; Metazoa; Chordata; Mammalia; Rodentia; Muridae.
CGCGCCUUUUGCCUUCCUACCUAGAAGGCAAGGCCGCCUGGAGGAGCGCCGGAAAAGCAACAGACUGGCGGCCCUGGAGAAUCCGGAGACUGAGGUUCGACCAGAGGUGCCUGAGGACGACGAGGAUGACGAGGAGACAUUGCCCCAUUCCGAGGCUGUGGACGUGUUCCAAGAAGGUCUCGCUAUGGUGGUGCAAGACCCGCUGCUCUGCGACCUUCCGAUCCAGGUUACUUUAGAAGAGGUCAACUCCCAGAUCGCACUGGAAUAUGGCCAGGCGAUGACUGUCCGUGUGUGCAAGAUGGAUGGAGAGCUUAUGGUCGCAGAGAGCUGCAGUCCUAACCGUCACGGCAGAGGGCAUGGCAGCAGGCAGACAGCAGGCAGGCAAACGUGGUCCUGGAGCAGUAACUCAAGAGUUUACAUCCUGAUCCAUAGGCAUGGGACAGAAGGAGAGUUAAUUGCAGUGGUGUGGGCUUCUGAAACCUCAAAGCUUACCCCCAGUGACACACCUCCCCCAACAAGGUCACACCUCCCCUAACAAGACCACGCCCCCAACAAUGCCACGCCUCCUAACCCUUCCCAAACAGUUCCACUGGAAAGCAAACAUUCAAAUAUUUGAGUCUGUGGGGGUCAUUCUCAUUCAAGCCACAACCAUACUUCUCUCUUUGAGCCUGGGCUUUCACAUCAGCAAGGAAUUAGACGAGAGCUAGUCAGUGAGAAACUCAGACCAUGUCUGGGUGUGCGUGUGCUGGGACAGUCACCCUGACCAACAGAGCAGAGCCCUGGAUUUCUCUUCCAUCACCCGGGGCUCUGUGUGUGGCCACCCACAUGGAUGUUCUCCCAUGUUUCCAUGGUUACAGCUGUGGUCGUUGUACAGAAUGCCACAGUCCUGGACCUGAA